Messenger RNA from Anoplophora glabripennis (Asian longhorned beetle), 1184 nucleotides. RefSeq names its product isoaspartyl peptidase/L-asparaginase-like. Bases 194 to 1111 code for a protein of 305 amino acids. Gene Ontology annotation, molecular function: asparaginase activity. Lineage: Eukaryota; Metazoa; Arthropoda; Insecta; Coleoptera; Cerambycidae. The transcript has 3 exons. The record is from RefSeq and is a predicted model, not a curated record.
UGUUCUGUGGGUCACAUACGGCACAUCAAUUAAUAAGGUUAGGUUAUCUUUUGUGUGUGUAAAUAAACAAAUCCUUAAAUAAUUAUGAAUGAUUAAAUUUCUUUGUUGUAGGUGGUUUAGUUUCGGUUAAGUUUGUAGCUCCAGAGAACUGAAUUCGAUAACCAUUCGACUAUAUGCUGGAAACAUUUUUAAAAUGGAUCCUAUAAUAUUGGUGCAUGGAGGUGCGGGACGAAUUAAAGACGAUAAAAUAGCGAAAGUAUUAGUCGAAGGUGUUAAAAAGGCGGCUAAGAUUGGUCAUAAUAUUCUUGCAAAAGGGGGCUCAGUAUUAGAUGCUGUCGAAGCAGCAGUGAAAUAUAUGGAAGACGAUGAAAACUACAAUGCGGGCAAGGGUUCUGUGUUGACUCUAGAAGGGGAAGUUGAAAUGGAUGCCAGUAUUAUGCUCGGGGCAGAUCUAAGUGCAGGUGCUGUAACAGUAGUUAAAGAUAUUCAGCACCCCAUUAGUCUGGCCAGAAUGGUAAUGGAAAAAACUUCGCACAUAUUAUUGGCAGGAGAAGGUGCAAAAAGUUUUGCAGUAUCGCAAGGGAUCCAAAUAUUACCAGAAGGGGCAUUAGUGACAGAACGUACCAAAAAUGCACUGACGAAGUACUUAGCGAGUCAAGAGCAUAAGGGAGAUGGUCACGAAUUGGGCACUGUUGGCGCGGUUGCUAUUGAUUCCAGCGGCAGAUUAGCAGCCGCCACGUCCACAGGAGGUAGAGAGGGGAAACUCAGAGGCAGAUCCAGUGAUACUUGCAUAAUAGGGAGCGGCACGUACGCAGAUGACAAUAUCGGCGCAACUUCCACAACAGGACAUGGAGAAACGAUAGCCAAAUUUUGCUUGGCACACUCUGUUAUAAAAAGUAUGGAGGGUGGCAAGGGGGCCAAUGAAGCAACCAACGAUUGUGUACAGCUUAUGACGAAACGACUAAAUAACACUGCAGGGGCAGUAACUCUGUCCAGUAAAGGAGAGGUGGGGAUCGGGUUUAGUACAGAACGGAUGUCGUGGUGUUAUCAGAAGGGGGACGAGUUGCAUUUCGGGAUAGACCAUGAGGAGCACAAGAUUGAGAAGUGUUGACAGAAAUUAUUGCUUUCAUAAUAUAAAGAAAAUAUGUGUUUACUUUUCUAAAAAUAAAACUGUUACAACUAAA